This is a messenger RNA of Colletotrichum phormii, 662 nucleotides long. Its product is annotated as 6-O-methylguanine DNA methyltransferase. Gene Ontology annotation, molecular function: methylated-DNA-[protein]-cysteine S-methyltransferase activity. Bases 25 to 477 code for a protein of 150 amino acids. Lineage: Eukaryota; Fungi; Ascomycota; Sordariomycetes; Glomerellales; Glomerellaceae. Gene Ontology annotation, biological process: DNA repair. The transcript has a single exon. The record is from RefSeq and is a predicted model, not a curated record.
UCCGCUCUCACUUACACCAUCGCCAUGACAACCACAUCCACCACCACCACCACCUCCACCAAGAAGACGCCCGCCGCGCGCGAUAUCAUCUCAAUAUCCAUCCCCGAAGGCGAAGGCAUGAAGACACAACUAGACCGCAUCGCCCGCUCAAAUCGCACUGCCUACGAGAAACGAGUAUGGACCGCGCUGUGCCAGGUACCAAAGGGCCAGAUCACGACGUACGGCAUCCUAGCGGCUCAUCUCAAGUCAUCGCCGAGGGCCGUCGGCAACGCGCUGCGUCGGAACCCGUUCGCGCCGCAGGUGCCGUGUCACCGGGUCGUUGCUACGGGCGGCGCAUUGGGUGGGUUCAAGGGCAAGUGGCCGAAGAAUGGGGAGGGCAUCACGCUUGAUGAGAAGAGGAUGCUUUUGAGGAAAGAGGGUGUGAAGAUUGAUUCGAGUGGGCGCGUUCUUGGGUCGCCAUUUGUGGCAUUUUCUUGAAGUCGAGAAUGAAGACAAUAUGAAGUUCAAGCGUUGACGUUUCCAAGUCGACAUUACCAUGAAAUCUUCACAUCCCACGGCCGCCCGUGAUGAGUUGCUUCUCGUAGAAAGACCAUGGGUCCCCGGAUAUCUGUCUCUACAUCUGGGGUUUGACAAGAUGUGUUAUCAAUCAUUGCACAGCAAGC